Molecule: messenger RNA, 605 nt
Organism: Pelobates fuscus (common spadefoot toad)
Lineage: Eukaryota; Metazoa; Chordata; Amphibia; Anura; Pelobatidae
Product: proline rich transmembrane protein 1B-like
Exons: 2
Coding region: 65-559 (164 amino acids)
Cellular component (GO): membrane
Source: RefSeq, a predicted model, not a curated record
AGAACGUAUUUACUUUGAAAGUUUCGUAAAACUUUGAAGGUGAAAGAGAACUUUCCAUCCAACGAUGGCAGAUAGUGGUUACCUAAAUUCAUACCCAUAUCCUUCCAACGUCAAUAACCAAGGGGCAGCCUUUCCAACUGGCUAUAACAAUAAUUCUCCACCAUUCCAAUAUGGACAGCCCAUGGUAGGCUCUAUCCCCCAAGUGCCUAUGCCAAUGCCAACUAUAGUCACAACGCAGCAAAACGUAAUGGUCAUUCCUCAGCCGAGCUACAGGGAUUAUCUGGGACUGUCCAUCAUGAACCUGAUCUUGUGCUGUUUCCCCAUUGGAAUUGCUGCUACAGUCUUCUCUUGCAAGGUGCGGGAAUCACUGAGACGCGGUGACAUGAUUUCAGCAGCAAGUGAUUCGCGCACAGCGUUUAAACUAAACAUGGUGUCUCUGGGACUGGGAAUCGCUGGCAACCUUGCUUGGAUCGCAUAUGUGAUUUAUACUACAGUGACAAACCAGUACGGUUACUCCCACUACUAUAGUGGUUAUGGUUAUUAUAACCACUAUAAUUAACAGCAGCACUCGCAAUGCAAUGACAAUAAAAUGUGUGCAGCCAAAC